AUGUUACUAAAAUUAUUAAUACUAAGUGCAGUACUUUUGGUAGGGGCAGAGAAAGUAGACUAUAGUAAUUAUGGUAUGUACAAUAUUGUACCACAGAAUACUAAUGAUGUAGAAUAUCUUAGAGAAUUAUACAAAAAACCAGAUGGAUUGAGAUUUUGGUCUGAACCGUCACAAGUUGGAGGUGAAGUUGUUGUCAUUGUGCCACCAGAUGUGAGGAGUAACUUUGAAGAUUCUCUCUCAAGGAAGGGCAUUGUAUUUGAGAUGACAUCCAACAAUGUACAAGAAAUAAUAAACGCAGAAGUACCUAAAAGAAAGCGGCGCAACAUAAAUGAUGGUGAAAUAUAUUUUGACGCAUGUCUAACAGUGAAUCAAAUCAACCAGUAUUUUAGUUACUUAAGUCGGAAUAAUAGCGCAGUUGCCAACAUGUUUACCAUUGGAAAAAGUUUUGAAGGUAGAGAUAUCAACGGCAUUAGAAUAUCUAGAGGUUCCCCAACUCGUACGUUUGUGCUGACUGGUGGAGAAAUUGGCGCCGACUGCUUAUCACCAACGAUUCUGACAUAUAUCGUAAAGGAAUUAUUCGAAGCUGAAGAUCCUGAGGCUCGUGCUGCAACAGAACAGUUCGAAUGGCAUAUCAUACCUGUAAUCAACCCUGAUGGAUUCGAUUACUCGCAAACUGUUGAUAGACUAUGGCUAAAGAACAGGAGACGAGACAAUAUGGUACCAGACGGUGUGGAUCUCACCAAGAAUUGGAACUCGAAUUGGGGAAGUUAUGGUGGUAGCUUUGACGCUACACACGAGAACUACAUUGGGAUUGGACCAUUUUCGGAAAUAGAGACAAGACUCGUAUCCAACUACAUUCUGAAUUUAGCUCAAAACAUGUCUGGAUUGCUAUCAUUUAGAACAUUUGGACAGAGGUUAUUAUUGCCAUUUGGGGAUAAUUAUAACCAAAUGAUAGUAAUUGGAAGGAGAUCGCUGGGUUCACUGUCAGUGAGAUAUAACACUCAAUAUUUGGCUGGGUUAUCGACUGAUUUUGCCAACAGUUUUACUGGAAAUAUUGGAGGUUGGGUGAAAGAUAAUUUUAAAGCCCCAAUAGUGGCAACAUACGCUCUAAGGAAUACUCACGUCCUACAGGCUAACCUAAUAACACCAGCAUGUGAAGAAACCUAUGACUCUGUAAUGGCCAUACUCCGAGAAGCAAGAUUUAUUAACGUGAUCUAGAAUGUUCUGGAAUUACUAUAUAUUUUUUAGUACUAGUGCAACGUC
This is a messenger RNA of Achroia grisella, 1263 nucleotides long. RefSeq names its product zinc carboxypeptidase-like. The coding region runs from base 1 to 1218 and encodes 405 amino acids. Gene Ontology annotation, biological process: proteolysis. The record is from RefSeq and is a predicted model, not a curated record. The transcript has 7 exons. Gene Ontology annotation, molecular function: metallocarboxypeptidase activity; zinc ion binding. NCBI's taxonomy places the organism in Eukaryota, Metazoa, Arthropoda, Insecta, Lepidoptera, Pyralidae.